AUGCCUCUAAACAUCAUCAUCGUCGGAGCAGGCCUCAUCGGGCCGCGCCACGCGCAGACCGUGCAAGCGAACGCAGCAACGCACCUCCUGGCGCUCAUUGACCCGUCGCCCAACGCAGCGCAAACCGCCUCGACGCUGCAAACCGCGUACUUCCCCUCGGUAGCAGCCUUGCUGGCGUCCCCCUCCACCCCACAUCCAGACGCCGCCAUCGUCUGCACGCCAAACCACACGCACAUCCCAAUCGCAGAGGAGCUGCUAGCGCGGGGAAUCCACGUACUCCUCGAGAAGCCGAUCAGCGACGACCCAGCAACAGCCCGGGCACUGCUCUCGAAGCUCACCCCGUCCUCACCGAAGCUCCUGAUCGGCCACCACCGACGCUUCAACCCAUACAUCGCAGCAACAAAACAGCUGCUAUCGGCCAACGCACUGGGGCCCCUGAUCGCGCUCAACGGGCUCUGGACGCUCUACAAACCAGACACCUACUUCGCGCCACCAGGCGACUGGCGCCGCAGCACCGCAACAGGCGGCGGCGUGCUAGCCAUCAACCUGAUCCACGACAUCGACCUGCUGCAUUAUUUGUUUGGACCGAUCACGCGAGUAUUCGGGGAACGGACGCGGGCGACGCGGCCUGCGCCGCCGCACGAUGCGGAGGAGGGCGCGGCGGUGACGCUGCGAUUUGCCUCGGGCGUGGUGGGCACUUUCCUGGUAUGCGACGCCACGCCGGCGCCGUGGAGCUUCGAGGCAGGCACCGGCGAGAACCCGCUUAUUCCCCGGGUUGACGGGCCCGGGGGAGAGGGCUUCUACCGGAUCUUCGGGGAAAGGGGCUCGCUGAGCGUGCCGGAUAUGCGGCGGUGGAGUUACGAGGGCCGCGCGCAGCGGAGUUGGAAUGAGGAGCUGGUGGUUGAGCGGGUAGAGGUUGAUACGGGCAAGACGCCGUUUGCGCUGCAGCUGGAACAUUUUGUGGAUGUUGUUGGAGGGAGGGCUGAGCCGGUGUGUUCUGGGGAGGAGGGGCUGCGGGCAUUAGUCGUGGUGGAGGCCAUCGCGAAGGCGUUGCGGACGGGGCAGGUUGUCGAUAUUGAGACUUAGAGAAGAGUUGAC
Aspergillus homomorphus CBS 101889 is the source of this 1098-nucleotide messenger RNA. RefSeq names its product Gfo/Idh/MocA family protein. The transcript has a single exon. Gene Ontology annotation, molecular function: nucleotide binding. Bases 1 to 1086 code for a protein of 361 amino acids. The record is from RefSeq and is a predicted model, not a curated record. NCBI's taxonomy places the organism in Eukaryota, Fungi, Ascomycota, Eurotiomycetes, Eurotiales, Aspergillaceae.